Molecule: messenger RNA, 5904 nt
Organism: Podarcis muralis (Common wall lizard)
Lineage: Eukaryota; Metazoa; Chordata; Lepidosauria; Squamata; Lacertidae
Gene: ESPNL
Product: espin like
Biological process (GO): actin filament bundle assembly
Cellular component (GO): cytoplasm
Molecular function (GO): actin filament binding
Source: RefSeq, a predicted model, not a curated record
GGCUUUUUAUGAAUGUGAAAUCGCAAGCUAUUUGCUGACCUAUCAAAAUGUUAAUCUGGUAUGCUGCUGUCUGUAGCCUUGUUCUGUGGAGCCAAGUCAAUGCAGGAAAAUACAGUAGGAACUGAAACACAUGCUAAUUGCAUCAUAGAGCUGUUGCUCCUGAAAGCCUGGCUCGUAUUUUUCAAACGAACACCAAACUUACUUUAUAUUUUAUCACGCCACUCUUUAUAACAAUUCAGGGUUCAGUGCCACAAGUGGAAGAAGAGUUAAUAACAUCCCUGAUUCUGCCAGGAGCUUUUAGCUGUUCUCUCUCACCGGCCAUGUGCCCCUUCUUAAAAAAACAAACCCUGCAGUACAUAUGCUUUCUACAGCACCUUACCCGGUAACCAGAGACACAUAGCACCUGGCUGGUACAUAAAACAAGAGACUCUGCGAAAGUAGGACCUUCCAGUGAAGACAACAGCAAGGCUCCCAGAGAUGGGAGACCAAAGGGCUAUUUUAGCUGCCAAGGAAGGAGACUUGCCUAUGCUGGAGCAGCUGCACAUCGAUGGUACUCUGGACCAGAACAUCACUGACUGCUCGGGAGCAGGCCUGGUGCAUCAUGCGUCACGAGCAGGCAGGCUGGAGUGCCUCAAGUUCCUGGUACUGCAAGCAAAGCUUCCCGGGAAUCAGAGAGCAAACAAUGGUGCAACCCCAGCACAUGAUGCAGCAGCCAUGGGCAACUUGGCUGAGCUGAAGUGGCUGAUCAAAGAUGGAGGCUACAGCAUGCAGGAGCAGGAUGCUUCAGGGGCUUCUCCCCUCCACUUAGCUGCUCGCUUUGGACAUCCAGAGGCCAUUGAGUGGCUGGUCCAGGCAGGCUUUGACACUGCGAUGAAGACAAGGGAAGGUGCCGUGCCAGCUCAUUAUGCAGCAGCUAAGGGCGAUCUCACUUGCCUCAAACUGCUGGUCGCUGCGGACCACAGUUGCGUGAACAAGCAAACUCAGAGUGGAGCUACCCCGCUGUAUCUCGCCUGCCAGGAGGGCCACCUGCACAUCGUCCAGUUCCUGGUGAAGGACUGUGAGGCUGAUGUGCACCUGAGAGCACAUGAUGGCAUGACAGUGCUCCACGCAGCUGCCUGUAGCGGUCACUACGCUGUUGUCGUCUGGCUGGUUACCUUCACUGAUCUCGGCCUCACAGCACAGGAUGCAGAAGGAGCCACUGCCCUCCAUUUUGCUGCCAGAGAGGGACACACUGCAAUUGUUGACAGACUCCUCCUUAUGGGAGCUAACGUGGUGCUGGACCAUUGGGGAGGAACCCCACUCCACGAUGCAGCUGAGAAUGGGCAUCUCGAGUGCUGUCAAACCCUGAUCUCCCACCAAAUAGAUCCAGGCAUCCAUGACAGGGAUGGUUACACAGCGAGAGACCUGGCAGAAUACAAUGGACACAGGCAGUGUGCAUGUUACCUACAAGAAGCAGAGAAGCUGAUCCAGCAACCAAUGAGACCUCUUCAAUCAGAUGUAAGUGCUGCAUCAAAUAUGCAGAAAAAAGAUAUUAAUAGAGCACCUGCUUCAAAGUCGUUCGACAUGGUGAAACCCACUGAAUCAAACAAAUCACUGAUUCCCGAGCUGAAGAUCAAUAAAUCUCUGCAGAAGGCGAGAAUCACCACAUUGUUCUCAAGCUCUGGUGAGAAGAGAGAGACACCAGAUGCUGCAGUACCAGGCAACCUGCUCUCAAUGCUGGAUGAGCUAGGAACAUCGGACAUUGAUGCCUUGGUGCCUACUCAUGAUGAGCAAGGUUGUUCAAUUCCAGAGUGGAAGCGGCAGGUGAUGGUGAGGAAAUUACAGGCGCAGCUGGCAUCCGAAGAAGGGAUGGGCAGGAAGAACAAGGAAAAUUGCACACUGGAGAUGGAUGACUGGCAAUACUCUCAGUCUUACAAUGCCAUCCUGGGCCCUUUUGGGGAAUUACUCACUGAAGAUGACCUGCUGUACUUAGAGAAGCAGAUUGAGAAACUGCAGAUGAAGAAGAAAUGCCAGGAGUAUGAGAGUGAGCUAGGACGCCUGACAGAGGAGCUGCAGACUGUUCUCCCUGCUCCCGUCGUCAAUAUCACAGUCAACCGUCAGUUUCUGCAACAGGGCUCAGAGGAUGGCAGCCAGGGGCUCCCUGCCUGGUGCAGUCAUGUGUCUGGACUGGUGAAAAGCAUGUCCAUGCUGCUCACCAAUGUCAAUGGCAUGAAAAAAGCAGCUAAUGAGAAGCCAGCUCUAAGGGAUUCCCAUAAGUCAAGCAAGACCAAGUGUAUUUCAAGUGGCACUGUCAAGAGAGAAAUCCUGGAGUGUGGCGUCUCUGUCAGGAAUCUGAGGGGCAAUUUUGAAAAGCAGGAUCUUUGGAAACAAGACAAAGCUUUUGAGCAGCGAGGGUUGAAUGCCAUUCCCUGCGAACAUGGAACAGCCAAGGAGUCAUCCUCUCAAAUGUUUCUAGGUACCUGUAAAAACAAGAAGCAAUUGGUUUGUGAGGAACAUGAGUUUGGAGACCUGGAGAAUGCCAGUGAUUCUGGCAUCAGCUGUGAGGGAGCCUCCUCUGUGAGUGGUUCUUGCGUCUCAACAGCAGAGUCUAGCAACCUCCGAAAAGAGCGCAUUGUGCUUCUUUUUCUCAGUCACUGGAAGAAAUCUGCCUAUACGCCUUCCUUGAAACUCAUGGCCAGGAGGACUCUUGACACCCAGCUGCCUGGAAAAAUGGGACUGGUAGACGUGAUGGCAGAGCUCAAGAAACAGCAGCCUCCAAUGCAGAAGCCCUUGGUGGAAAUGAACAAGCUUGGCCAUUUAGUUCAACAGAGAUACGCUAUCAAGAAUCUCAUCAGUCACUGGAAAGACAUCAUCUCCCUUGUACCAUCUCGACAGAUCAGGCGCCUCAAUCACCGGCAUGCAAUCUACUCUCCAGAACAAUUCUUGCCAUAUGUCAAUGGUGAGCCUAUUGAUUACAAUAGCUUAACUCUUGACCUGUUUAUGCUCGGCUAUUUCCACAUCCUAGAGCUGGACCUCUCUCCAGAAGAACGUAAGGCUAGGCAUCUCCUUUGCUUCGAAGUUUUUGACCACUUGGGUGAGCAUCGGUGGGAAACAGUUCGGGCCUUCCACAAAGCAGUGAUUGAUGAGAUUGCUGCAGGUAAAAGAAGCUGGAAAGACAGUUUUGAGGAUAUUAAGAAACAAUUUUUUGGUAAUAACAAGGACCCAGCUGUGAACAUGGAAACCAAAAGAUCACCAGUGGAAACAAAUCUGAAACCAAUACCCAAAACAAGAGUCCCAAGCAUCUCUCUGGAGGAGGGAGACUCUGCCCCUGGAAAAUGCUUUGAACUAGAUACCUUUAGCAAUGAUGAGAUCUGCAGGUAUAUAAACAGGAGUUUUGCUUUCUGGAAAGAAAAAGAAGCAGAGAUCUUUAGCUUAGAGGGGUGAGGAUCUUUACAUUAGCAGUCUUUAUUUGUGAAUAGGUGUCUAUAAGAUUCAGAAUGCACAGAGCGGCCUGUCAGCACUAUGACAUGGAAUAAGACAUCGACUGUUCAUUUUGCAAAUGGCUACAAAUGCCUGCAAGAUUAAUUUGCAAAGGGGUAAACGACAAGUGAUACAGAUGAAGGGUCAAGCCUUCACUUCCUCUCCGUUGCUUCUUCAGUUUUAAAAAAGGAGCAAGAAGUAUCAGUUUUUCAUUACAUAUGGAUUCCCUUGACACAAGCACCCUGAAAAGGGCAAAAAGACUAUGCCCACUCUGAUGUCAAUGCAAGUUUAAAAAUAAUAAUAAACAUAACGGAGAACAGAAAGAAAAAAGUGAAAAACUUCCCUCCCAUCUUCCAUCCUGAGUAAAGCUGACAGGGCUUAGGAAGCGGUGGGUUCUCUGCCAUGAAAUAUUCACCUUGGGAUUGCUUAGUUUGUAUUCAGUGUGUCUUUGUAAGAGUUCAAAAAGAGAUAAUGAGUUUUCCAGAUAUUUCCAUUAUAUCUAUAUUUAUAAGUUACAGUGUAUUAGCAAAAUGAUCCAACCUGGGAAGGCCCCCAAGCCUGUUUCUUUCGCUGUUUCUCUUUUCAUAUCUUCAGAGGACUCACCAGAGAUAUCAACUGUUGUUAUCCACUUUGGGCAUGUAUUUGAGUCUCUUUGGCAUCUGCUGCAAUUAGUCAUUUACUGCUGAACCAGAAAUGCACAGGCCUCAUGUUCUGCUACUUGCUCACUAGGCUUCAUGGACUUAAAACACCUGAAUGGUUGUCCAAGUAUAAAUAAUUUCAUUUUGUAACUGUACAUACAUUUUCUAUUUUAAAUUAGGUUGCGUGUUUAAUAAAAACAUUUCUCUCAGUAGAAACAAAAGGUAUUUCCAUCAAAUUAUUACUUAGAGAAAUCACUAGGUUGUGUGUGUUCUUAAAAAAAGAUCAGAAAUAAUGCAGGGGUUUUUUUACUUGGGAAUCUCCAUCUAGAAACACAAAACUAGUGUCCGCUUCUUACAGAAGGAAAUACAAUGGGCUUGUUUAGGGACUGCAUGAAACCACUCUUAGUAUACUGUCAAUAAUGAUGGCAAUGGGGUAUUGCCUGCCCUUCACUCUUAAGGCCCCAGGGCAGGUUAGAACAAUUUAAAAUACAACACUAGAAAUGGUUUAAAAUGUACAAUUUAAAAUUUAAAAUUAUGAAAUGUAGGGAACAAAAUUUCUGUGCUUAUCACUGCAGUAACAAUUGCUAAGAUAUACAAGGAAGAGACUGAUCCAGUGUGCUGGGAAUGGGCAAAUAGAAGAGCUCUUGGGUGCACGAAGCAUCAGUCAGGCUGAGUCACCACAGAACCUCCAUACAUUUCCUUUUGCCUGCCCAUUGCCACAGUCAGACCCUUAAUUUAUGACGUGAUGUGGGACAGUAAAAGUAGCUCACUCUUUACUGUAGGUGGAAAUGCUACCCUCUCUGACUGUUGCCCUGGUUUAUUUGUGGACAUUCUUGGGAAAGCAGCAAGGCACAACAUAGGCAAUCCACUGCAAGCUCUAGUAUAAGCUCACUGGACUAUAUUUAGCAGCCAACAGUGUGAUUGGCAGAAAGGUUUACAGAAUGAGAGUGAGUGCUUGAAUCAUCGUCACUGAAUAAAUGCGGGGAUGAGGGACCUUUCUUUACAUUGCUAUCCUUUUGUACAGUUUCUAAUUAAAUAACAGGACAUGUGUUGAAUCAUAUUUCUGGCAGUCCAUGGCUCACAAGCUACCCCCCCUCCUGAAUUUUGCACUUUAGACUAUUAGUUCAAAAAGGCACACAUCUAUAGUGCAUUGGUCAGAACCAUCACACAUUCUCAUGUUCUUUUGCAUUUCUCCCAGCCUGCCAAACAGGUGUGUGUGUGUGUGUGUGUGUGUGUGUGUGUCUGUGUCUGUGUCUGUGUCUGAAUGUGUGAAUGGCUUCACCCCACACUGGCUCUGGCCUCUCUUACUGGAAUGCAGGCCCUUUCAGGGGUCCAGAGAUGCCCAAAUCACUUCCAGAUUUUGAUGCCUCUAGCAGCAGCAACUGCGGCGAUGAAGACAGCAACACAUGACAACGAACGAAAACAAUAUAAGGCACGAAAAAGAGUGAGUGGUUUAUAUAAUCAUACAUUUUGAAAGGGCAUGUUUGUAACCCAACAUUGUGCCAUCUAAACCAAUAUAUUUUUUCUUUUCUUUUCUUUUGACAUUCUUAACUCUUAACUGUGAUUAUGUAUCCGCUAACAAAAGAAUUAUAUCUUUUGCAAAACUGAAUCUCCUAUUUGCUUUAAUUUGCAGCUUUAAGUGAGGCAGCGUGUCACAUUUUGGUCCAAUUCACACAAAAACAUGUUGUGAAACUUACCAGAUGCCAAAAGAACCCCAGUAAGUGUCUAAAUGUAAGGUCCCUUUGAAAAUGAGGCCCAGGCCCAGUGCCACCCCCCGCCCCGAUUGGCCCUGGGGGCAUGCAGCUCC